CGGACGCCAUCUUGGCUCUACGCUGCGCAAACAGCAGAAUGGGAAAAAAUCGCUUGAGCCACAAUGGAGAUGUUUUCUUCCCGUGACAGUCCGGUGCCUGGCAGGUGAUUAGCACAGUGAAGCUCCUCCUCAGCCUGCUACGUAAGACAAACCUGGAGAACUGCAUAUCAAGACAAGGUAUUUUUGAAGCACAAAAACUAUCGAAAUGGACACAUCGAAACUUCCCAAGAUCCGGGAUGAGGAGCGCGAGGGCCAGUUUGGAUAUGUACAUGGUGUUUCUGGACCAGUGGUGACAGCGACUGCGAUGGCAGGAGCGGCCAUGUACGAGCUGGUUCGUGUGGGUCACAGUGAGCUGGUGGGAGAAAUCAUCCGUUUAGAGGGAGACAUGGCAACUAUCCAAGUAUACGAGGAGACGUCUGGUGUUUCCGUUGGGGACCCUGUACUUCGAACUGGGAAACCCCUCUCUGUAGAGCUGGGACCGGGAAUCAUGGGCUCCAUCUUUGAUGGUAUCCAGCGUCCACUGAAAGACAUCAAUGACCUUACUCAAAGUAUCUACAUCCCCAGAGGAGUAAACAUCGGUGCUCUAAACAGAGACGCCAAGUGGGAGUUUUCUCCCAGCCAGAGUCUGCGGGUUGGGAGCCAUGUAACAGGUGGUGACAUCUACGGCAUGGUGUUUGAAAACUCCUUAAUUAAGCACAAACUGAUGCUUCCACCUCGUAACAGAGGCACUGUCACCUACCUCGCCCCACCGGGAAACUAUGAUAUCUCUGAUGUGGUUCUGGAGCUAGAGUUUGAAGGUGUGAAGGAGAAGUUCACCAUGGUGCAGGUGUGGCCUGUACGACAAGUCCGCCCUGUCACAGAGAAGCUACCGGCAAAUCACCCGCUGCUGACUGGACAGAGAGUUUUGGAUGCACUUUUCCCAUGUGUGCAGGGCGGUACCACUGCUAUUCCAGGUGCCUUUGGAUGUGGAAAGACCGUGAUCUCGCAGUCUCUGUCCAAGUACUCCAACAGUGAUGUCAUCAUUUAUGUGGGCUGUGGAGAGCGUGGAAACGAGAUGUCUGAGGUGCUGAGGGAUUUCCCUGAGCUUACUAUGGAGGUGGAUGGAAAGGUGGAGAGCAUCAUGAAGAGGACAGCACUGGUUGCUAAUACAUCCAACAUGCCUGUGGCUGCCAGAGAGGCCUCAAUUUAUACAGGCAUAACACUGUCCGAGUACUUCAGAGAUAUGGGCUAUAAUGUGAGCAUGAUGGCCGACUCGACCUCUCGAUGGGCUGAGGCUCUGCGAGAAAUCUCUGGAAGAUUAGCUGAGAUGCCUGCUGACAGUGGAUAUCCUGCUUACCUGGGAGCCAGGCUAGCCUCUUUCUAUGAGCGUGCUGGGCGUGUGAAGUGCCUGGGAAAUCCAGAGAGGGAGGGCAGUGUCAGCAUUGUAGGAGCUGUGUCGCCCCCUGGUGGAGAUUUCUCAGAUCCUGUCACAUCGGCCACUUUGGGAAUAGUCCAGGUGUUCUGGGGGUUGGACAAGAAACUGGCUCAGAGGAAGCACUUCCCUUCUGUAAACUGGCUCAUUAGUUACAGUAAAUACACUCGAGCCCUGGAUGAGUAUUAUGACAAGCAUUUCCCUGAGUUUGUCCCUCUUCGUACCAAAGCCAAGGAGAUUCUGCAGGAGGAGGAGGACCUGGCUGAAAUCGUGCAGCUUGUGGGCAAGGCUUCUCUUGCUGAGACUGAUAAGAUCACCCUAGAAGUUGCUAAGCUCAUUAAAGAUGACUUCCUGCAGCAGAACGGUUACACACCCUACGACAGGUUCUGCCCUUUUUACAAAACUGUCGGCAUCCUCUCAAACAUGAUCGCCUUUUAUGACAUGGCCCGGCACGCAGUGGAGUCUACAGCACAGAGUGACAACAAAAUCACCUGGGCCAUGAUCAGGGAGCACAUGGGAGAGAUCCUGUACAAAAUCAGCUCCAUGAAGUUUAAGGACCCGGUUAAAGAUGGUGAAGCUAAAAUCAAAGCAGACUUUGCGCAGCUGCAUGAGGACAUGCAGAACUCCUUCAGGACCUUGGAGGAAUGAGCUUCUCAACCUCUCGGUCUCCAUCUUCCAAAUAUCCAAACCCCAGUGCAGUGCGACGUAGUGCAGAUUAAACGGCCCGUGUUCUGAAUGUCUGCCUCAGUCAUGUGAUCUCAUUUUAUUCCUCUGUGUUUACGUACCCUUAAACAUUCCAACAUGGCCUGCACAAAAGUUAAUUUAAUUGAGUUGAAAUCACGGUACUGGACUCCCCGUAGACACCUGAAAUUCUGGCUUUCUCUUUAAAUGUAGCAACAUCUUCAUCAGCCCAUUCAAAGCACUUAUAAAUCGCUACAUCGUCAUGUUGUGGUUAAACUCAGCGGGCCUCAAUCAGUGCUGGAUUUGCACUCUACAAAAAGCUGCAACAAAGAGUGGAGAGAUGUUUCUUUUCCCCCCGUGAGUCGGUAAACAUUACAGGUUAUUUAUGGUAUGGGAACAUGACCCUGAGUAAAGGGACAGAUCACUGUUGCUGUAUUUCAGGGGGUUAAAGGAGUUCUUCCGCCUCUUACCUCUUCAGUGUGAUAGUGAUGUGGUGAAAUAUAUACUUGAUGUUCUCUGUAAAAAUGUGAAUGAAUGUGUCUGUUAGGGUUGUGUUGUAACAGAUGUGUCACUAUAUUAUAAAUGUAUGUUACCGUCUCCUGAAAUAAAUGUGAGGAAAUGAUUA
Messenger RNA from Cheilinus undulatus (humphead wrasse), 2717 nucleotides. Its product is annotated as V-type proton ATPase catalytic subunit A-like. Gene Ontology annotation, molecular function: ATP binding; proton-transporting ATPase activity, rotational mechanism; ATP hydrolysis activity. NCBI's taxonomy places the organism in Eukaryota, Metazoa, Chordata, Actinopteri, Labriformes, Labridae. The record is from RefSeq and is a predicted model, not a curated record. Gene Ontology annotation, biological process: proton transmembrane transport; ATP metabolic process. The transcript has 15 exons. Gene Ontology annotation, cellular component: proton-transporting V-type ATPase, V1 domain; lysosomal membrane. The coding region runs from base 206 to 2059 and encodes 617 amino acids.